Molecule: messenger RNA, 1832 nt
Organism: Gilbertella persicaria
Lineage: Eukaryota; Fungi; Mucoromycota; Mucoromycetes; Mucorales; Choanephoraceae
Exons: 3
Coding region: 53-1708 (551 amino acids)
Source: RefSeq, a predicted model, not a curated record
CAUAGUAUAGAAUAUAAAAAUAAAGUGAAAAGAAAGAGAAAAGAGUAGUACGAUGCAUAGAUCACCUUCCACUUGUUUGGGUCAAUCGACAUCCGAGAUGCUUCACUUCCAUCCUCAAGCAGAAGACAUAUUAACAGACGAAGACUUGUUAGAACUCUUUCGAGUUGUUAAACAAAUCAUUCGUAAAAAACCAGACCCAGAACGAAUAGCCAAAUUGUAUUUUUGUAUUGUGUAUGCUAUGGGAGAUCAUUAUCAGUUCUAUAAACCUAUUCAUACAGACCAACUUGUAUUUCGAGACGAAACAAGUGCAACAUUGGCUGAGGUCCAACUCCCUUCUUCGGUAACAUGCUGUCAUCCUGACUCUCCUAGCAACCAUAACAACAACAAUACAGUGGCUGUGCCUCAACGUAUUUUAUCUGUAUCUUACCUGACGAAUCCCUCUCCCAGUCCUCAAUUGCCUCAAAUGAACACUCGUGAAGAAACAAGUACAGAUCAAUACUCUGUUAGACCCUAUACAAACAUCAGACCCAUCUAUCCUUCAAGUCUACAGCCUCCUUGGUCACCUAUUGAGCAUAGUCCCUCUCAUUUAGGCAGAUACCCACAUUUGAAUACCUUAAUGAACACGAACAAUGAAGUCUUGAUAGAACCUAAACAGAGGGGAUUUUAUUAUCAAGAUGGAAGAAUCUCAAGAGAACCGGCUUUAUUACAACGCUUUGCUGAGCAGGGCGUAUUGACACAAGCCUCUUUAAUGCGAAAAAGAAAAAAGACAUUGCAUGAUACGGAUUAUCCUUAUGAACUCUCUACUUUACCUGCACCCGCCAAGAAACCCAAAAUUCCUCAUCGUCAUGGUGAAUUUAAACAAAGACGUGAUGAUAUUAUCAGUCGUAUGCGGACCAUUAUGAUGGCAGACUUGGAACAAAAAGCACAACGAUUACCCUCUGACUUUACACUCGCUAUCGAAAAAGCAGCACUCCCACCUAACCUCAACCCAGAUGAACUCAGUACAGAUGAAGCAAGCCAAUUACUCGCACCUGCCUUACGUAUCCUGACUGAACAUUCCAACAUGAAGCCUCAUUUGGACAACGGCAUGAACCAAAACGGUAUUUAUUACAACAAUGACUAUUUUAGACUUUACCUGGCCUUUAUUCAGUUUCAAGAGAUCUUUGCCCAACUGUUUCCGAAUGAAGUGAUCAAAAUGGCUACCCUCUCUUCUUCAGACGAUGUCAUGUCCCCUAGUAUGGCUGAACGAGACAAGGACCGAGAACGGAAUGCAAACAUGAAGGCUUAUCGUGGCUGGAUUGAACCAUUUUUGACUGAAACUAAUUGGGCUGCUUUCAGAAGAAACAUCAUGGUGGGUGAACGUAUCAUGCAGCUCACUAAGGUAGUGGGACAAGGUGUCUUGCUCAUGACGAAAGAACUCAGUGGUUCUAAACUUCAUUUGACGUUUACCAACAAUGAAUGGGACGAAUUCAUUCAAGGUCUCUCUGCUGGCUUAUGGGACGAGACCAUCGACUGGAGUCAUGAAGAAGACAAUAGUAUGAGUGAACAAGACCGAAAAAACGUUCAUGGUUCAUUAUUGGUAAAUGAAUUGAGACUCAAAUUUGCAACUCACUUUUGGUUCACAGAAGAAGGUACUGUCGUGCCACCUGCAGAACGAAAAGCCGCUAGAGCAAGAGAACGUCAACAUCAAUCUAAAUCAUCAUUAUAACAAAUCUUUAGUGUACAUGUUUAAGAAAGAAUUUUAUGCCCCUUUUCCCCCUUUUCCUCUCUUUUUAUAUAUUCUAGAAGUAUGUAUAUAAUUAUAAUAACAAUAAAAAACUACCAAAAAAAAA